AUGACGGCCCCGGCCCCGGCCCCUGGAGUGCGUCGCGACCACUGUUCUGCCGGGGCUCACCUCAUGGAGUGGAAUCACGAGGCCCAGUUCCGCAAAACUGCCUCUGCCCUUCGCGAAUGGGUCCCAUGCUCGCUCGCCGAGGAAUCAAGUGAAUCAUCGCUGCUUCGUGAGAAUCUCCUCUGCGCAUCUGCGCGCAUCUCUUCCAAGCCGCUCUCCACGAGGAGCUUCCUCUCCGGACGAGGCGGUGCUCAUUCCGUCGGACUCUGCGACUUUCGUCGUCGUAGAGUUGAGUUCAGGUGUUGA
Messenger RNA from Marchantia polymorpha subsp. ruderalis, 303 nucleotides. Lineage: Eukaryota; Viridiplantae; Streptophyta; Marchantiopsida; Marchantiales; Marchantiaceae. The record is from the annotation of a GenBank genome assembly.